AUGGGAGAACUUUCCAACAAGGCUGCGAAUGCAAUUCUGUGGCCAACUUACGUGGUAGUGCUCGUUUCGGCGUGUCUCGUGGCGUACUGGUUUAGGGACUCUAAGACAUUUUUGUCCGCAAAUGGCACCCAAAAAGCCAUCCCAUUGGCGUUCAAUUUUCUAGCGUCGUCCGUAGGAGUUGGCGUGCUUUCAACUUUCCCCAAAAUCGCUAACGUGGAUGGAUUGCAAGGUUUGCUAGUAUACGCACUCUCCUGUGGUCUUCCCAUGUUUUUGUUUGCAUUCUUGGGUCCACGGAUUCGCAAAAAAGUUCCAGACGGCUUUCUGCUCACAGAAUGGGUUUUCCACCGCUAUGGGUAUGCUUGUGGCCUUUACAUAGGCUUGUGCACCAUCUUGACGCUAUUUCUGUUUACCGUCAGCGAACUUGCGUCCCUCAAGUUCUGUAUAGAAACGUUGACUGGCAUUAACGCCCUUCCCGUCAUUAUCGUGGAGUGUCUUAUCACAACGCUGUACACUUCCGUCGGAGGAUUCCGCAUUUCUUUCCUAACAGAUACUUUGCAGGUAUCUAUUAUCUUCGUCCUCAUGAUUAUUGUUGCCAGUGCUAUGGGUAAGUAUAUUGAGAUCGACACCUCCAAAAUCCAGCCUUCGGGGCUGCUGAAGGGUAGUAAGCUGGGCUACCAACUAAUUUAUAUUUUGAUCGUGGCUGUCUUCACCAAUGAUUUAUUCAUGAGCGGCCUGUGGCUGCGUACUUUUGCCGCUAGAAACGAUAAAGAUCUGCUCAUUGGUUGCUCCAUAGCCUUUUUCCUCAUCACCGCGGUACUGAUAGUCAUUGGAGUCACCGGUUUCAUCGCCGUCUGGGCAGGACUUGUCGAAGUCCACGAUCCUGAAUUAUCAGAUUCCUGUUUUUUCGUUCUUCUGGCACAGAUGCCGUCGUGGGUGGUGGGUUUCGUGCUCGUAUUUGUGGCCAUGUUAUCAACAUGCACCAUUGACACACUACAGAGUGCUUUAGUUUCGUCAAUUUCAAAUGACAUUUUCCGCAACAAGGUGCCUUUACGGUACGUUCGGGUCAUGGUCGCGGUGAUUAUGGUGCCCAUUGUGGUGGUAGGUCUUGUGGCUCAGGAUGUUUUGAGUAUCUACUUAAUUGUUGACCUUUUAUCAAGUUCUGUGGUACCGGUGCUCAUGCUUGGCUUGUUCCAGUUCUUCGACUUCUUGACUGCUUGGGAGGUGAUGGGUGGUGGUUUAGGUGGUUUGUUGUCCGUAUGGAUCUUUGGAUCCGUCUACUAUAGUUCCGUCAAGGAGGGCGGAAAGCUUCUACUGAUAUCAAACGGGCUCUAUAACAAUGACUGGGGCGCUUUUGGUGCUUUUGUCGUCGCGCCACUUGGUGGUAUCGUUUUCGCCUUUGUUGUUUUGGCAAUCAGACGAGCAAUACUGUACGUUCGUCUUCGCUCAACAACUGCAGAUACUUCUAUUUCCAGGACAAAUGAAGAUGAGCAUGAUAUGCUUUACGGUAGUUCAGCCAAAGGAACUUAUGCAACUCUAGCUGUCGAUAUAACGCCAGAAACCUCAGGCUCCGAUGACAGGCGUAAAUAA
This is a messenger RNA of Lachancea lanzarotensis, 1587 nucleotides long. RefSeq names its product LALA0S07e07294g1_1. The coding region runs from base 1 to 1587 and encodes 528 amino acids. The transcript has a single exon. The record is from RefSeq and is a predicted model, not a curated record. Gene Ontology annotation, molecular function: transmembrane transporter activity. Lineage: Eukaryota; Fungi; Ascomycota; Saccharomycetes; Saccharomycetales; Saccharomycetaceae. Gene Ontology annotation, biological process: transmembrane transport. Gene Ontology annotation, cellular component: membrane.